UGUAGUUCAUCUACAGACUGAAGUAAACACUUUACAAGACUAUUUUAAUGAUUAGCUCACACUGCUAGAUAAUGAUACGCAUAGCACUUGAUUUUGGUUCUCAUGUAUCGACUUUUCCUAUGUACUGUAGGUUACAGAGCAAUGCCGUAAGACUGGAUCAAGAGAACAGGUUUACGACUAUGUUGUCGCCGAUAUGGCAGAACUGGAUAUUAUAGAAACUGUCGUCGAGGCUGCUGUCCAAAAGCUUGGUGGCCUUGACAUCAUAGUGUUGAACCAUGUCUUUUAUUUGCCUCUUAAUUUUUGGACUGGUUCAAAACACAAUCUAUCAUCAAUUAAACAAGUUAUGACUGUGAACUUCGAAUCAUACAUCCAUCUUGCGUCCUACGCACUUCUUCACUUGGACAAAAGUAACGGAAGUAUUACAAUCGUCAACUCCAUAUGCGGCAAGGUUGCUUCAGCCCUCACUGCAUCUUAUAGUGCAGCAAAAUUUGCACUGGAUGGAUUUUUCAACGCACUACGUCAGGAAUUAAUGACAUAUAAUAGUGGGAUUUCUAUAACACAGUGUGUUUUAUGGUAUAUUA
Messenger RNA from Mercenaria mercenaria, 581 nucleotides. Its product is annotated as hydroxysteroid 11-beta-dehydrogenase 1-like protein. Gene Ontology annotation, molecular function: oxidoreductase activity. The annotation marks the transcript as partial. The transcript has 3 exons. The record is from RefSeq and is a predicted model, not a curated record. Gene Ontology annotation, cellular component: intracellular membrane-bounded organelle. Lineage: Eukaryota; Metazoa; Mollusca; Bivalvia; Venerida; Veneridae.